AUGUCUACUUUUGAUUUAGAAACCGAUGACCAAAUUAGGAAUUUUAUGCAAGGUGAAGGGAAAUAUCAUAGUUCACCGUAUAUGGAAAUGAGUAAUGGAGAAAAAUUCAAUAAAUUUCGUGCUGUCAAUAAGAUCCAAGGAAUGUGGCUCACACAUCGUAGACACUUCGAACGCGGUAUCAAAAAACCCAAAAUUUCUGGUACUAAUACUAUUAUUGACUUAUAUCAUCGUUCAAACAACAACACCAUUAUUGUCUUCAACCCCUCUUAUACUACCACCUUUGUCUUCUCGAAUGUCCCUCUUCUUCGACCUCGACCGCGUUUACCAGAUUCCGAAAAUGAUGCCUUUGUUUUAAACCCGUCGGGAUUUAUUACCAUUCGGUAG
Messenger RNA from Funneliformis geosporum, 384 nucleotides. Lineage: Eukaryota; Fungi; Glomeromycota; Glomeromycetes; Glomerales; Glomeraceae. The record is from the annotation of a GenBank genome assembly.